This is a messenger RNA of Oncorhynchus nerka (sockeye salmon), 2499 nucleotides long. Its product is annotated as butyrophilin subfamily 1 member A1-like. Gene Ontology annotation, molecular function: signaling receptor binding. The transcript is spliced from 11 exons. NCBI's taxonomy places the organism in Eukaryota, Metazoa, Chordata, Actinopteri, Salmoniformes, Salmonidae. The record is from RefSeq and is a predicted model, not a curated record. Gene Ontology annotation, biological process: T cell receptor signaling pathway; regulation of cytokine production. Bases 174 to 1742 code for a protein of 522 amino acids. Gene Ontology annotation, cellular component: external side of plasma membrane.
UGCAGACGUUCUACUUUAACAUACAUGAUAAAUGAAUCUAAAGAAUAUUAAUACAUAUGUACAUGUUAAGACAGCUUUAACAGUAACUGAAAACCAUACUAUAUUCUAUCUUUUGAAAUGUGUUUUCCCUCCUAAAUGUCCAAGUGGGUGUGUAAUACAGUCAUUGAUGGAAAAUGAAAGUGUUCUCAUAUCUACAACUGACUCUCCGGUAUACUUUCCUGGGACCAGCAGUCAGAUGCAUAAUGGAACCUUUGAUUCACAAAGUCUGUUUGCUAACUUUCCUCGUCGUCUUCGAUGCCACUUCAUCUGUUGCAGACCUCAGCCUCAUAGUCCCUCCUGACCCUGUAGUGGCAUCUGCUGGGGAUGACAUCAUCCUUCCCUGUAAUCUCUCUCCUCAAAGUAGUGCUGUUGCCAUGGAUAUCAGGUGGUUUAAGGAGGGAGACUUCACUAACCCCCUGUAUUUGUAUAAGAGCAGAACGGGGGAAGAGGGGGAGGGCUAUAAGGGCAGAGUGAGUCUGCUCACCCAGAAGCUGGAAAGAGGCAACUUAUCGCUGCUGUUGAAGAAUGUCAAGGUGUCAGAUAGGGGACGCUACAAAUGCCAAGCCAGCCACUUGGAUUGGAUCCAGGAACCAGCUGUUGUGCUUCAAGUUACAAAGCAGGGCAGUGUCCCCAGGAUCUCCAUGAGGAAGCACCACAGAGUGUUCAUCCAGCUCAGCUGUAGCUCAGAGAACUGGUACCCAGAGCCUGACAUGUUGUGGACAGACAGCAGUGGGAAGGAGAUCACCUCAGCAGAGACAGAGAGACCCAAACAGAAGGAGGGGGGCGUCCUGUACUCCAUAACCAGUCACAUGAGAAUAGGGAUGGACCAACUGGGGGCGGUCACCUGUGUAGUGAUGUCACAGAACCAGGAAACCAAGAUGGAGUCUGCGCUGCAGAUGACUGAGGAGUUCUACGUCAGCAGCCUCCCUGACCGCGUCUACAUCGCUGCAUUUGUGAUUCCUGUGUUUCUGGCACUGGUGUGUAUCACAGCAUCUGUCCUCUUUGUCAUGCACCAGAAAAGAGAUAUUCAGGAGAAACUGAAGCCUAUUGAUGAAGUCAUAGCAGAACUAAAAGAGAAGAAGAAAGAACUCACCAAAAAGAAUCAGCUAUUGGGAAUAACUGGAACAAUUCCAGACACCGUUUGGACCUUAAUGGUGUAUCAUCAUGCAGUGGAUGUGACUCUGGACCCUGACACCGCACACCCCAAACUCACUGUAUCUGACGAUAAAAAAUGUGUCAAGUUUGGAGACCUACGGAGAGAAAGGGGCACUGAGAAGAGAUUUGAGGAAAAGCAGUGUGUCUUGGGAAUGAAGGGAUAUGAUAUAGGCACACAUUACUGGGAGGUUGACCUGGGGGAGAAGAGCCAGUGGAGUGUUGGAGUCGCACAGGACCCAGAGAACAGAAACAACACACCAAUGAUUCCAGAGAAUGGCUAUUGGAGCAUACGUUUGGAAAACGGUGUAUUGAAAACAGUUGACAGGUCUUCUAUUGUCCUUCCCAUUGAACUGAAACCUGGAAAGCUGGGGGUGUUAGUGGACUAUAAGGAGGGAAAGAUAGUGUUUUUCAACGUUGAGAAGAAAUGCCACAUCCACUCCUUCCUUGGAAGAUUUGAUAAGACACUCUAUCCGUUCUUUGGUCCUUUGAUUGGUUGUACAGAGGAACUCAAAAUCUCACCCAUCCCUCAAGCUCAAGUGAACCUAUAAAAGAUUGCAGUUGUGUAACGGCGUUCGUCUAUUGAAGGAGAGUCGGACCAAAAUGCAGCGUGGUGGUUACUCAUGUUCUUUAAUGAAGAAUCGCGAUACAUGAAAUAACUAUAUAAAUACAAAACAACAAACGGAACGUGAAAACCUAAUUACAGCCUAUCUGGUGAACACUACACAGAGACAGGAACAAUCACCCACAAAAUACACAGUGAAACUCCGGCUACCUAAAUAUGGUUCCCAAUCAGAGACAACGAGAAUCACCUGACUCUGAUUGAGAACCGCCUCAGGCAGCCAAGCCUACGCUAGACACCCUACUCAGCCACAAUCCCCAAUGCCUACAAAAACCCCAAUACGACAACACAUUAAACCCAUGUCACACCCUGGCCUGAACAAAUAAUUAAAGAAAACACAAAAUACUAAGACCAAGGCAUGACAAGUUGUCGGGCAAGGCCAUAGCAUUUUUUGUUCUGUCUUUAGUACCCCAAAACUCUCUGUGGUUUAAAUUGACCAUGGAGAAAAUUAUUGAUGCGUGGAGUGCAAUCCGGAUUAUCUUCCAUUGUUUGAGUAAUUAUUUAGCUUUAGCUAUUAUUCACUUUGUUAAGAUUGAGUUACUUUAAACUUUUACUUAUUUUGUCACACACAAAUUGAUCUGAGCGAUGUGAGAUGGAAUGUUUUCCCCUUUUUCAUAGCUGUACUGUUUUCUAAUGUUUUAGAUGUAACUGUAUACAUCUAUUAAAAUCUCUGUUUUGAUUCUGUA